This is a messenger RNA of Apiotrichum porosum, 1704 nucleotides long. RefSeq lists its product as uncharacterized. The transcript is spliced from 4 exons. Gene Ontology annotation, molecular function: NAD+ binding. Lineage: Eukaryota; Fungi; Basidiomycota; Tremellomycetes; Trichosporonales; Trichosporonaceae. The coding region runs from base 1 to 1704 and encodes 567 amino acids. The record is from RefSeq and is a predicted model, not a curated record.
AUGCCCAUAACCCACCUCCCCCUCUCCCAUCUCCUUGCAUCCACCGACCCCGCCGAGUUCUCGGGCCGCCGCACCCUCUCGGAUGUCAAUGUUCGCGUCGUGAAAGCGCGCAAGGUGUUGGUUGUGAGCGGCGCGGGCAUCAGUUGCUCGUCGGGUAUCCCUGACUUCCGCUCCGAGAACGGCCUGUACUCGCUCGUCAAGGGACGGUACCCAGACGCCUUCGUCUCGGGCAAGGACCUCUUCUCGUCUGGCCUCUUCGCGCACCCAACCACCGCUGCCAUCUUCUACACCUUUAUCGCGGAACUCUCUCUCGCCUGCCAGGCCGCCGAGCCUACACGUACCCACCACUUCAUUCGCCGUCUAGAGUCAAAGGGCAAGCUUCUCCGCUCGUACACCCAGAAUGUGGAUGGCUUGGAGCGCCGCAUGGGCAUUGAGUCGGGCGGCCGUGGUGCGGGCCUGAAGAAGAACGGUACCCGCAACGUCGAGCUCCACGGUGACCUGGGCCGGGUCCGCUGCGUCCUGUGUUACACAGACUAUGAGGCCCGCGUCGAGUGGAUUGCCAUGUUCCGCGAGGGAGAAGCACCUGGUUGUCCUGCGUGCAACGAACGCUGCAUGGAACGUCUGUCACGCUCAGCCCGUGCGACCCCUAUUGGCAGCCUUCGUCCCUCCAUUGUGCUCUACGACGAGCCCCAUCCCCUCGGCGACCAGAUUGGCGAGCUGCAGACGCACGACAUGCGCCGUGGCCCCGACGUCUUGUUGAUAAUGGGCACGUCGCUCAAGGUUCAUGGUCUGAAGCGCCUCGUCAAGGAUUUUGCCCGUGUCGUCCACGACAAAAAGGGCAUUGUCGUGUUUGUCAACGCCACGUCGCCAAGCAAGGAGUGGGACAGCGUUAUCGACUACCACAUCGAGGGCGAGACCGACCGCUGGGUCGAGCGUGUAGAGGAGGAGUGGAAGCGUGUUCGUCCACAGGACUGGGAGCUCCAAACUGUCCUCGACAAGGAAGUCGUGCAUGGUACUGUGGCCAAGACAAAAGCAAAGCCCAGGGCCAAGCCCAAGGCAAAAGCUGUGGCGCCCGUCUUCCCCCUUCCCGAGGACGAAAUCUCCCACCUGCCUACACCCCCGGCAUCCCAGCUCUCUCCCAGGUCGGACUCGUACACCGAGUUUUUCUCGUCCCCCUUAUCUUCCUGUCCACCUUCGCCGGUUAAUGAGCGCACACCACGCGCUACACCCCCAACUCCCGAUUCUCCGAGCAAGCGCACUGGCGGAAACAGCAUUCAGAACCAAACUGUCAACAAGAAGACCAAGCUCAAGCCCGAGCCGCCUUCUACUGGCAUGCCCAGCACGCCGGGCUCUGGAAACUUAUUCGCCGAGUCUAGCAAGCUCAACUGUGAGCCUAGCAAACUCAACUUUGCUCCUCGUGCUUUUGCCCGCACACAGAGUGACUCUGCGGCCAUGUUUGGCGCCAGCAAGUCGCGUGCCGGUGCUCGCACGCGUGCUGCGCCCAAGCUCAGUUUCAAGGCGGCCGCUACCACGUCGACGGCCAUCAAGGCUGCACCCAUCAGGCGGCCCAGCCCACCGGAUGUUGUGAUGCCCAGUGUGCGUCGUCGGAGCGUGGCGGCCACUCUGUCUGCUGUUUCGGACGACAAGGAAAAUGCACCUCCUCCCCCUCGCGGCAUGCGCAGGACUGCUUCGAUGGCAGUGUGA